This is a messenger RNA of Neltuma alba, 2051 nucleotides long. RefSeq lists its product as uncharacterized. NCBI's taxonomy places the organism in Eukaryota, Viridiplantae, Streptophyta, Magnoliopsida, Fabales, Fabaceae. The record is from RefSeq and is a predicted model, not a curated record. The coding region runs from base 292 to 1734 and encodes 480 amino acids. Gene Ontology annotation, molecular function: metal ion binding; phosphatidylinositol binding. The transcript has 5 exons.
UCGGUUGGCUCCCUGGUCUCGGCGUUAACUUGUUCAAUAUUCCAAGAUACUCCCCAGAUUUCCAAGCAAUCUCGGCUUGUAGGCUUCUUCAUCCUUCAUCUCCAUUCUGCUUUUUGGCUUGGCGCAACCCGAUUUAGAAUUGCUUUGACUGAAUAAUUCUCCUGAAAAUUUCGUCUACGAAGGUUAUUUUCGUUCCUUGAUUUCCUUGUUCAUGCUUUAAUUCUUCUCUGGGUUAUUCAUUAAAAACCCUAAUUCCUUGACUUUGCGAACUUCUCUUUUUACGUCUAGUCGAUGACAGCCUCCGAAGGUAAAGUUACGUACUCCUCACUAUCGAAUGUAGAAAAGGGGAGCUCUCAAUUCUACUAUGAUGGCAAUAAUCACUAUGUUGAGUCCACUUGGAAUGCGCCAAAAUCUGGUACGAGCAGCUCUAAGUCUUCCAGGCAAGAGUAUCUUUACCAGUUCCCCUCUGAAAGCGAGGAUUUAUAUGAUGGAGGUUAUGAAUCAAGUGAUGAUCCUUGUAGUAUUGAACGCCCUAACAUGCCUCCAGAGGUGAACCUGAAGAAUGUGCUUGGUGGGAUCAUUGCUAUUUUGACUGGACGAAAUAGAGGUCCAAGUAUCACCUCAAAUGAGCAAUUCUCAAUUUCAAAUGUCUCGUUUCUUGGCUCUGGAAAGAAUGGAGAUACUGUGCUGCACUCUUCAGUCUACACGCCAAGUGCACCACCUCUUUUUGAGCCAAAUGGGAUUAAUUAUAGUGCCUACAAAGAGGUGUUGGAAGCUGAACCCCCUGAGUGGCUCCCAGAUAGUUCUGCUACUGUUUGUAUGCAAUGUACUGCUCCAUUUACUGCACUUACUCGCGGCAGACAUCAUUGCCGGUUUUGUGGGGGUAUUUUCUGUCGAAAUUGUUCAAAGGGGCGGUGUUUAUUACCAGUUAAGUUUAGGGAAAGGAAUCCACAGAGGGUGUGCGAUGCCUGCUAUGACAGGCUUGAUCCUUUACAGGGUGUUCUUGUCAACAGCAUUAGCAACGCUGUGCAGGUAGCAAAGCAUGAUGUGAUGGACUGGACUUGUGCUAGAGGGUGGCUCAAUCUCCCUAUUGGUUUGUCUAUGGAGCAUGAUAUAUAUAAAGCAUCAAAUGCAUUGAGAAGCUACUGUCAGGUAGCAAGAUCUAAUCCUGAGAGGUCUAUUCCCUUGGCCAUUCUUAGAGAAGCCAAGGGCUUAGCAAUUUUAACUGUUGCCAAAGCUGGUGCAUUGCUCUCUUACAAACUUGGCACUGGUCUUGUUGUUGCUCGGAGAUCAGAUGGAUCCUGGUCUGCACCAUCAGCCAUAUUCUCCUUGGGUUUAGGAUGGGGUGCUCAGAUUGGUGGUGAACUCAUGGAUUUUAUAAUUGUGCUUCAUGAUAUGAAAGCCGUGAAGACAUUCUGCAGUCGCAUGCACUUUUCUUUUGGUGCUGGUUGCAGUGCUGCUGCAGGGCCUCUUGGAAGGGUGCUUGAAGCAGAUAUUCGUGCUGGCGACAGAGGUUCUGGAAUGUGUUACACCUACAGUUGCAGUAAAGGUGCGUUCGUGGGAGUGUCCUUGGAAGGUAAUAUUGUGGCAACCAGAAUGGAGGCCAACCUGCGCUUUUAUGGCGAUCCUUAUCUCACUACGUCUGAUAUUCUACUUGGGUUGGUGGCCAGACCGAGGGCAGCUGAACCAUUGUACGCCUCUCUUCAAGACUUAUAUUCCAGUUUGAGUUAUUAGGUCUUCUUCCAGUUGCAUGCGGCAUCAGUCAUGCUGUCAACAUGUGAAUAAGCAUCCAAAAUUUCUGGCUCCUCUGUAUGACGAUGUCACAUUCAUCGAGUCCUGAAGGGCAGUUUCGUUUACUAAUUCAUUGUUUUUCGUACUUUUAUCUAUUGCGUCCUUUAGUCAUACCGUGAGGCAAGUAACCCUUCUCCCACAAAAGUCCUGGAUACAUGUAUAUGUCAGUUGCAAAUAAUGGUCCCUUUUUUCUCUUUAAAACCCUGUAAAAAUGUUCUUGGAUUUAGACUGUGCAUAGUAAAUGGAUCUGAUUUAAGUUA